Molecule: messenger RNA, 990 nt
Organism: Lucilia sericata (common green bottle fly)
Lineage: Eukaryota; Metazoa; Arthropoda; Insecta; Diptera; Calliphoridae
Product: collagenase-like
Exons: 2
Coding region: 48-848 (266 amino acids)
Biological process (GO): proteolysis
Molecular function (GO): serine-type endopeptidase activity
Source: RefSeq, a predicted model, not a curated record
CUAGUCCUAACAUUAUUUAUCAUAAAUACACUGGUAAUUAUUUUAACAUGACGGCUAAUUUACUUAAACUAUCCCUUUUAGGGAUCAUAUGCCGGCAAUUAUAUAUAACCACGGCAGUGUCCAAUGAUCAGAGUUCAGCUAUUGUCGGUGGUUCAAUUGCCAAUUUAGGUCAAUUUCCCCAUCAUGUACUUUUGCGUAGAGAUCCAAGAGAUCUAUUGUUUUGUGGUGGUUCAAUAAUUUCCGAUAAAUGGGUUUUAACAGCAGCUCAUUGUGUUUAUAAUAGGACCUACCUUCAUAUGGAAUUUGGCACCACAAAUCUCCAUGUUAAAGGUGUUACUAUGAAUUCUUCAAAAUUUUAUAUACAUCCCAAAUACCAACCCGACACUUUAAUGAAUGAUGUUGCUUUGAUUAAACUACCGUCGGUCUUAAAGUUUAACGAAAGCAUAAAUUACAUUCAAUUGGUGCCUACAAAAAAUGUCGAAAAUGAAUUUGAGGGUAAACUUGGUUUUGUAACUGGUUUUGGUUGGUCUGCCGAUCAAGCCAAUAAAUAUACGGAAUAUUUGUUACGGGGCACGGUGAAAGUUAUCGGUAAUAAAGAAUGUGCUCGGAAAUUAACUGAAUAUUCUAUACAGGCUUCAAGAAUGUGUACGGUUCCUUAUAAAGGUACGAAUAUGUCACCCUGUAAGGGUGAUACUGGUGGUGCUUUAGUUUGGGAAAGCGAAUAUGUACAAAUCGGUAUUAUAUCGACGAUAAAACAAAAUCAUUGUUCAGAAUAUCCUGUUAUUUAUGCGAGAAUUUCAUCGUAUAUUGAUUAUAUACGCAAUAUAACGGGUUUAGAAUUUCAUUAAUUUUAUGUAAUUGAACUUAAGAAUAUUUCAUUGGAAAGAAUUUGUAAAAUACAAUUAAAAUCGUUUUAUUUGCCUAGGGGUCUAUAGGAAAAUGUUAAGCAGUUUAUAGCAUUACAAAUUGUUAACAAAUUACCCAAGUUCA